GUUGUGUUUGGUUAUUUCUCAAUAUUCAUCAGAUUUUCAAUAAAAAUCCGUAAAAUCUACGGAAAUCCGACAAAUUAUAAAUAAAAUAUAUCUCUAAUCAAUAAUACGUGAAAAAUGGCCAAGUCCAAGAAUCAUACCAAUCACAAUCAAAACAGAAAAGCUCACCGCAAUGGAAUCAAGAAACCCAAACGUUAUAGGCAUGAAUCCACCCUUGGUAUGGAUUUGAAAUUCUUGCGAAAUCAACGAUUUGCAAAAAAACACAAUCUAAAACCAAAAGCACAAUUAAAGAGGGCAACCGAACGUAAAGCUUUACGUGAAUCUAAGAAAUAAUUUCCCUUAUAUAAUUAUGUACUUUAAUAAAAAGAUAAAAAUCUAA
This is a messenger RNA of Leptopilina boulardi, 376 nucleotides long. It is a transcript of the gene RpL29, whose product is annotated as 60S ribosomal protein L29. Bases 115 to 330 code for a protein of 71 amino acids. Lineage: Eukaryota; Metazoa; Arthropoda; Insecta; Hymenoptera; Figitidae. The transcript has 4 exons. Gene Ontology annotation, biological process: cytoplasmic translation. Gene Ontology annotation, cellular component: cytosolic large ribosomal subunit; ribosome. Gene Ontology annotation, molecular function: structural constituent of ribosome. The record is from RefSeq and is a predicted model, not a curated record.